AUGAACUCACUGGUCUCGUGGCAGCUGAUGCUUUUCCUCUGUGCCACUGUCUUCAGGGAAACAUUUGAAAAGGAGGUACCCGUGGAGAACCCUGGACCAACAGGCCAGCGGCUGGGACCCCAGGCUCUCGUGGCCCCGUGGGAGCAGAGCCAGCGGUGCGCGGAGAGGAAGGCAGCCGGGGCUCAGUCCAGCCCGCGGGGGGCUUCGCUGUGCCCGCCUCCCGAGAGCCCCGCGGGGCCCCAGCGGCGGGGCCUGUGCGCCCCCCGCAGCCGCCUGAUCCCCGCCCCCCGGGGCUCGGUGCUGGUGCAGCGGGAAAAGGACCUGCCCGCCUACAACUGGAACUCCUUCGGCCUGCGCUACGGCAAGCGGCAGACUGCACCCCCCGCGAGACUGGGCGGGGGCGCCUGGCGUGGCUGA
Enhydra lutris kenyoni (northern sea otter) is the source of this 417-nucleotide messenger RNA. RefSeq names its product KiSS-1 metastasis-suppressor (gene KISS1). Gene Ontology annotation, biological process: G protein-coupled receptor signaling pathway; positive regulation of cytosolic calcium ion concentration. The record is from RefSeq and is a predicted model, not a curated record. NCBI's taxonomy places the organism in Eukaryota, Metazoa, Chordata, Mammalia, Carnivora, Mustelidae. Bases 1 to 417 code for a protein of 138 amino acids. Gene Ontology annotation, cellular component: neuron projection. The transcript is spliced from 2 exons. Gene Ontology annotation, molecular function: kisspeptin receptor binding.